This is a messenger RNA of Thrips palmi, 3047 nucleotides long. RefSeq lists its product as uncharacterized. NCBI's taxonomy places the organism in Eukaryota, Metazoa, Arthropoda, Insecta, Thysanoptera, Thripidae. The transcript has 11 exons. Bases 311 to 1813 code for a protein of 500 amino acids. The record is from RefSeq and is a predicted model, not a curated record.
CACGUCGUCGGGCACGUCGUCGGGCACGUCGUCGGGCACGUCGUCGGGCACGUCGUCGGGCACGUCGUCGGGCACGUCGUCGGGCACGUCGAACGAGUCCACAGCUGCUGUGGAAAAGGUUCCGGAACCCGUGCUGCUGCCUACGAGCAAGUUGCCUGACCUGCCGGCCGUGCCUGAAGAGAAGGGCAACCCGACGAGCCUGUUGGAUCUCAGCCUGCCUACUACUGAGGCGAAGGUUCAGCCCUUUGCGUCUCUCGAUAGCUCGUUGGCUGCUAUCUCACCUGUCCCCUCUGCCGCUUUGACUACAGCUAUGUUGAGGAAGCCUCUGCUCAUUCAACGUGCUGCCCACGGAGAGGUUGGUAACGGUUUUUUGAUUACUGAUGCGCGUUCUGGGAGGCCGCAGGAGAACAUUACGUCUCAGCUCCAGGCCCCAGUCAUGCCCAUUACGUCAAGGAUCUCUAAUAGCCAGCCUCGUCUUCAGACGCAGAUUUCAAUUUUUCAAAAACCUGUCCGGAGGCAGCCCUUACCGCUUGGGCGGCUCAACUUCAUGUCUUCGUUAGAUCUCGGCCUGCCCACUACAGAGGCGAAGGUCGGAGUUUCUGCGUCCUUGGCUAGUAUGACAGCGUCGCACCCUUCUGCCUCUGCCUUUGCCUCUUGGGUGCCACCAGCCGUGCCUGCACCGCCAAGCAAGUUGCCUGACCUGUCGGCCGUGUCUGGGAAGAAGGGCAACCCGACGAGCCAGUUGGAUCUCGGCCUGCCCACUACAGAGGCGAAGGUCGGAGUUUCUGCGUCCUUGGCUAGCAUGACAGCGUCGCACCCUUCUGCCUCUGCCUUUGCCUCUUGGGUGCCACCAGCCGUGCCUGCACCGCCAAGCAAGUUGCCUGACCUGUCGGCCGUGUCUGGGAAGAAGGGCAACCCGGCGAGCCAGUUGGAUCUCGGCCUGCCCACUACAGAGGCGAAGGUGCCGCUGCCCGGUGUAAAGCAGGAGAACCUUGUGACAGCGGAAAUUGGCUGUCAAACUUUGCCUUUCUCUUGCCUGGCUUGUGGGCACGUGGUAGACUAUAUUUCAAAGAAAUAUAAGGAACUAGACAUUCAGCGACUAGCCGCUGCCAUGACUAAGCCCCAGUGGGAUUUUAUAUCCAAGAAGUCAAAUGAUGACUUGAUUAGAAAGUUGCUAACUGGGAAUUUUGAGUUUGAGUCUGUGUAUAUUACUCCCUCUAUGGAGGUCGUUCCACCAAGCACGGAGCUUCGUGGAGCACUGCAAAAAAAGGGCUCCUGGCCUUUUUAUUUUGCUAAGGGCAUGCGUCCUUUAGAUAAGAAGACACUGUCACAUCUCAGGGGACUAAUGACCUCUCAUAAUAGCUUCACCGUCCUCUUUUAUUUGCUUACCUAUGUUGGAGUGAUUAUGUAUCCGGAAGGCUGCUACAUUACGUUUACUGAUGAGGUUUACUCAAAGUUGGGUAAACUGUUUCCACUACCAGAGAGUUACACUGGUUCCGUUCAGACGACCACAGGGCCAAAGACAUUUAUUUGUCCUCUCUGUGAGAAGGUUGUUAUGGGAAGAAAUGCGAAGCAGCACCUUGUAACUCUAAUGUGCAACAAGAGCUCCCCCAUCGAUGCGGAACAGCGACGGAACCUAGCUCAUGCCAUCACGGCUCAAAAUCUGUUUUUGAUAAAAAAUGAGCACUUAGACAGACUCAAUGCGCAUUUAAAGAAGCAAGAUCGCACCUUCCUAAGAGGACUGCUAAUGUUAUUAGGGGGGCAAAUUUUAGACAAGGAAUUUAAACCAAUGCACCUUAAUGACUGCGUGUAAUAAUGAAAUUAUGCAAAUAAUUAUGCAAUAAAGAAGAAAAAUAAUGUGUUUGUGUUUAAAACGCUGGUUUCUGUCAACCUUUUUCCUACAAAUAAAUUUAAAAACAAAAAACAAAGCGUCAUUAAGACAAAACCGAGCCUCAUUAAUUGCAAGCCCCGAUUGUGCACAAAAAACUAUGCAUUCCAAAUGCCGGCAUACUUUUUUAAGAUCUAAAGGAAAGGUUCGCGCACUGUUAAAAAAAAAACUUGGUUAAAUCACAAAAUACUUGAGUGACAAAAUUGAAGUUAAACCGAAUCCCAUAUAAGUUUGUUCGGAUCAGGCAGCUGGGCGCGCGCCCUGCCGGUGGAGCUGUCUUUGACCGGAAAAUUCCGAACUUACACAGGAUUGCAAACCCACUCGAACCCUUGAUGGUUGCGUUGUGUGGGCCGCGACAAGAAGUUCAGAAUCCCAUACAAGUUUGUUCGGAUCGGGCAGCUGGGCGCGCGCCCUGCCGGUGGAGCUGUCUUUGACCGGAAAAUGCCUUAGUUACGGUGGAUUGCGCUCUCAAUUCAACCCUCGACCAGGCUAGGGCCAGGAUUGCGCCAGGGCUGCGACAAGCUGUUUGAAAUGUCGCGUAACUGUGUUCGGAUUGCAAGGCUUGGGCUGCGUCCCGUCAGUGGUGUCGUCUUUGACCGGAAAAUUCCGAACUUACACAGGAUUGCAAACCCACUCGAACCCUUGAUGGUUGCGUUGUGUGGGCCGCGACAAGAAGUUCAGAAUCCCAUAUAAGUUUGUUCGGAUCAGGCAGCUGGGCGCGCGCCCUGCCGGUGGAGCUGUCUUUGACCGGAAAAUUCCGAACUUACACAGGAUUGCAAACCCACUCGAACCCUUGAUGGUUGCGUUGUGUGGGCCGCGACAAGAAGUUCAGAAUCCCAUAUAAGUUUGUUCGGAUCAGGCAGCUGGGCGCGCGCCCUGCCGGUGGAGCUGUCUUUGACCGGAAAAUUCCGAACUUACACAGGAUUGCAAACCCACUCGAACCCUUGAUGGUUGCGUUGUGUGGGCCGCGACAAGAAGUUCAGAAUCCCAUAUAAGUUUGUUCGGAUCAGGCAGCUGGGCGCGCGCCCUGCCGGUGGAGCUGUCUUUGACCGGAAAAUGUCUUAGUUACGGUGGAUUGCGCUCUCAUUUCAACCCUCGACCGGGCUAGGGCCAGGAUUGCGCCAGGGCUCCGACAAGCUGUUUGAAAUGUCGCGUAACU